AUGGGGAAGAUUCAUGACCACAAUCCCAAAGCUGUUGAGUACUUGAACAAUACCAGUGAGGUUUGGUCAAGGCAUCUGUUUGAUACAGCACUUUACUGUGAUCAUAACACAACCAAUUUUGUUGAAUCAUUCAAUUCCUGCACCAAUCCAUACAGAGAUCUACCUGUUCUAAAACUUCUUGAAGGUAUAAGGCAAUGGUGCAUGAAUAGGAUGGCUCCAAGGUUUGAUAAAGCAUCAUCCAUGGAUGAUAGGGACCUCACUGAGUAUGCAACCAAGAUCCUGCAGCAGAGAUCUGAUGAGUCUAGGUUCAGCUAUGCAACUCCAUGUGGUGGUGAUGAGUAUGAGGUGAGGGACCAACAUGUGCAUUUUCCUGUCAAGCUAGGGACUAGAACUUGUGGUUGUGGGAAGUGGCAGCAUUCAAAGACCCCCUACAAACAUGUGGUAAGGGUGAUUUACCACCAGAGGCUUCAACUUCGAUAUUGUGUCUCCUUAUUUCAAAGGGGGGCAUACAAAAGCACUUAUGCUGAGCAUAUGCACCCAAUUCCUGACCCAAGUCAAUGGCCUUCAUUCAAUCUCCCUGACAUACUUCCACCACCAGUGAAAAGAUCUGCAGGUAGACCAAAGAAGCAGAGAAGAAGAGGGCAAAAUGAAGGAAGGAAAGGGAAGAGGCAUAGCACAGUUAAGUGCAGCUUAUGCAAGGAGUUGGGCCACAACAUGUUGACCUGUGCAGCAAAGAAAAAGAAUGCAGCAACUAAAGCAAGCUCUUCAAACAACAAGAAGAAAGUUGCAUGA
Molecule: messenger RNA, 792 nt
Organism: Chenopodium quinoa (quinoa)
Lineage: Eukaryota; Viridiplantae; Streptophyta; Magnoliopsida; Caryophyllales; Amaranthaceae
Exons: 2
Coding region: 1-792 (263 amino acids)
Molecular function (GO): zinc ion binding; nucleic acid binding
Source: RefSeq, a predicted model, not a curated record